Rhea pennata is the source of this 1316-nucleotide messenger RNA. RefSeq names its product aldolase, fructose-bisphosphate A (gene ALDOA). Lineage: Eukaryota; Metazoa; Chordata; Aves; Rheiformes; Rheidae. Gene Ontology annotation, cellular component: cytosol. The transcript has 9 exons. Gene Ontology annotation, biological process: fructose 1,6-bisphosphate metabolic process; glycolytic process. The record is from RefSeq and is a predicted model, not a curated record. The coding region runs from base 89 to 1183 and encodes 364 amino acids. Gene Ontology annotation, molecular function: fructose-bisphosphate aldolase activity.
CGCGCGCUCUGACGUCACGCGCUUCCCCCCCCCGCCCCCUUCCGCGUGCUGCAGCCCCGGCGCGAGACCAGCCGCCGCCGCCGCCGCCAUGCCGCACCCGUACCCGGCGCUGAGCCCCGAGCAGAAGAAGGAGCUCGCCGACAUCGCCCUGCGCAUCGUCGCCCCCGGCAAGGGCAUCCUCGCCGCCGAUGAGUCCACCGGCAGCAUCGCCAAGCGCCUGAGCUCGGUGGGGGCGGAGAACACGGAGGAGAACCGCCGCUGGUACCGCCAGCUGCUCUUCACGGCCGACCAGCGCGUCGACGCCUGCAUCGGCGGCGUCAUCCUCUUCCACGAGACCCUCUACCAGAAGGCCGACGACGGGCGCCCCUUCCCCGCCGUCAUCCGCGCCAAGGGCGGCCUCGUCGGCAUCAAGGUGGACAAGGGGGUUGUCCCCCUGGCAGGCACCAAUGGGGAGACCACCACCCAAGGCCUGGACGGGCUCAUGGAGCGCUGCGCCCAGUACAAGAAGGACGGGGCCGACUUCGCCAAGUGGCGCUGCGUCCUCAAGAUCUCGGAGCACACGCCCUCGCGCCUCGCCGUCAUGGAGAACGCCAACGUCCUCGCCCGCUACGCCAGCAUCUGCCAGCAGAACGGCAUCGUCCCCAUCGUGGAGCCCGAGAUCCUCCCCGACGGUGACCACGACCUGAAGCGCUGCCAGUAUGUCACGGAGAAGGUGCUGGCGGCCGUCUACAAGGCGUUGAGCGACCACCACGUCUACCUGGAGGGCACCUUGCUCAAGCCCAACAUGGUGACGGCGGGUCACGCCUGUCCCAAGAAGUACAGCCCCGAGGAGAUCGCCAUGGCAACCGUCACCGCCCUGCGGCGCACCGUGCCGCCCGCCGUCCCCGGGAUCACGUUCCUGUCCGGGGGUCAGAGCGAGGAGGAGGCGUCGCUGAACCUCAACGCCAUCAACCGGUGCCCGUUGGCGCGGCCCUGGGCCCUCACCUUCUCGUACGGGCGGGCGCUGCAGGCCUCGGCCCUGCGCGCCUGGGGCGGCAAGCGCGACAACACCAAGGCCGCCCAGGAGGAGUACGUCAAGCGCGCCCUGGCCAACUCGCAGGCCUGCCAGGGCAAGUACGCGCCGAGCGGCCCGGCCGGCGCCGCCGCCAGCGAGUCCCUCUUCAUCUCCAACCACGCCUACUGAGGGGCCCCGGCGUCCGGGCCCCGCCCCGGCGUCCGGGCCCCGCCCCCUCUCCCCCGCCGGGCUCCGCCCGCUCCCCCCCUCCCCCCCCCCGACCUGCCGCCUCCGGCCAAUAAAACACCCGCCUGCCUCCGCA